This is a messenger RNA of Mollisia scopiformis, 1580 nucleotides long. Its product is annotated as S-adenosyl-L-methionine-dependent methyltransferase. Lineage: Eukaryota; Fungi; Ascomycota; Leotiomycetes; Helotiales; Mollisiaceae. Bases 259 to 1503 code for a protein of 414 amino acids. The record is from RefSeq and is a predicted model, not a curated record. The transcript is spliced from 2 exons.
ACUUUUCAGCCUUGCGUAGCCUUGCAUAAUUUACCACGCUAAAAUCAAGCAUCAUCAUCUUUCAUCCCUAGCACUUACGCUGUAUACCUCAUCGAGGACGACUACAUCUCUUCAACUCUUUAGACAGCCUUUGCGUUCUGCUGUGGUAAGGCCCAUACGUUACAUCAUGUUAUAGCACCAAUUCUCAGCCUCUUCGGACGUCCUCCACUGCAUCAUUCGAUUUUUCUUGGAAAGUGAAAAACAUAGCUCGCAGCCAGCAUGGAUAGAACGCUAUUCAAUAUGUGCUGCAGAAGGACGAUACUUAGGACGGCAAUACAAAAUCAGAGUUGUCUUCCUCUCCUGAGGAAUGGUAGAGCAAUUCAUAUAAGUGCGGUCAGGGCUGCAAAGUCCACCAAGUCUUCGCCCAAGAAGGCCAGGAAACAGCAGCCUCUCGAGUAUAGGCCACCUACCCGAAAAUCCAAUAUCACCUCCCAUUCCCUACCGAAACCCAAAGAAAACCCACUACGAUUUCGAACGAUUCCAAUUGUCGGUGCAAGCGUCUUUCUUUUCACGAUGGCAGGCUAUAUGGGCUAUAUAUACUACCAAUCUAUUAAGCCAGACCCAGAUCCGUCUUCGAUAUCAACGGGAGACUUCGCCGCUCAAGCAGACGUGUCUGCACAAUACGAAAAGAUCGCACAAUCAUUCGAUAGCUCUGUUGAUGCAACGGAAUACACAAUGGGUAUAGCUUCUUUGCGGCGAAAGCUUGUGUCGGAAGCAAAAGGAGAUGUCCUCGAAGUCUCCAUCGGUACGGGACGAAAUAUGGAGUUCUAUGAUUGGAACUUCAAAGGCGAUACAAAGCGAGGCAAGACGAAGGAGGGCAAGGUACGAAGUCUCACAGCUGUUGACAAGAGCGGUGAGAUGCUGGAAAUUGCACAUGAGAAAUUCUGUAAUAUGUUUCCGGGAAUACUGGGAAUAAGAUGGGUUAUUGCGGACGCUUCUGAGCUGGGUAAGAUCCCUGGGCCGCCCAAGAAUGCCAACGAGAGGAGUGGUAGCGUCGAGAGGAAAUACGACACGGUCAUACAAACGUUCGGGCUUUGUUCAGUCAGUGAUCCUGUUGGUUUGCUCCGGGUUCUAGGCGACUGUGUGAAAGAAGACGAGGGAAGGAUAUUACUACUUGAGCAUGGCAGAGGGAGGUGGGGUUGGCUUAAUAGCAUUUUAGACAAAGGAGCAGAAAGACAUGCGAAGGAGUUCGGGUGUUGGUGGAAUAGGGACAUGGAAGACAUUGUAGAAAAGAGUGGACUCGAAGUCGUUAAUAUCUAUUCGAAGUGGUGGCAUGGAGGCACGACGUGGUGGAUCGAGUUGAAGAAGCCAAAAUCCGAAGUGAUCGUGAAGGAGAAGAAGGUGGAACAAGGCACUCAGAAACCACCAGAGCCAUCUUCUGCAGUUGUUUCUAGUCAAAAAGUAGAAGACGACGCUCAGCAAUCGAGUCCUGGACCUGUCAGCGUGAAGAAGGGAUGGUGGUGAUGUUCUAAGAUCAUCGCUGGAAAUUAUGUACACAUAUGUAACUUGAUAAUACCAGUAAUGUAAAAUAAUGACACCUC